AUGACACACAGGCAUCAUACUCCGCAAGGGACCUGUGACUAUUCUUUGAAGAAGCAGAGACCCCCCAGGGUAAAGAGUAGCCCUCCAAGAAGAAUCCCAAACGCUGACAGCAGAGAGAGUCCAGCGACUGAGACACUGGGCUCGAACAGAAUCAAAGAGGAAUCUAAACCAGAGCCUCUGGGAUGUUGUGGUACAGAAGAGACAGACUGAGACAGACAUCCUCCAGCAAAUCAACACAACCAGCUGCCUGUCUCGUCCUUUUCCAACAGCAUUGUCCACUGUAACCAACCUAGUAAUUUACUCAGUUCUGCUUCCAAACACAUUCUUAGGUCAUGGGUGGAGAAUAUGGUCCAGACGGGGGGUGUUCACAGCGUCAGUGAGAGUCUGCACAGCUGCCACGUGUGCAGCAAGACCUUCACAACACCCUCCAGCCUCGAACCACACGUCAUGUGCCAUUCACACGAGAGACCUUUCGAUUACAAGUGCUGCAAGUUCAGGUUAGCCGAUCUGAAUAAGGACGAGUGCAUUCAUACAGGAGAAAGGCCAUAUACAGGGCUCUGUAGACGAAGAUUCAACCGAACAGAGAUUCUCAGAAGACACUUGAAGGUUCAUUAUGGAACAGGACUAUGA
This is a messenger RNA of Carassius gibelio (silver crucian carp), 630 nucleotides long. RefSeq lists its product as uncharacterized. Gene Ontology annotation, molecular function: RNA polymerase II transcription regulatory region sequence-specific DNA binding; DNA-binding transcription factor activity, RNA polymerase II-specific. Gene Ontology annotation, cellular component: nucleus. Lineage: Eukaryota; Metazoa; Chordata; Actinopteri; Cypriniformes; Cyprinidae. Gene Ontology annotation, biological process: regulation of transcription by RNA polymerase II. The record is from RefSeq and is a predicted model, not a curated record.